UAUAUAUAGAGAGAGAGAGAGAGAGAAUCACAAAAACAUUGAGACAGAGAAGCUGUGUAAUAAUCUCAAUCCGAUUGCUACUGUGUGUGUAGAAAGAUGGAGCUGAAAUUGUAUGUGGAUCGGCUGUCCCAACCUUCCCGCGCUGUUCUUAUCUUCUGCAAGGCAAAUGAGAUAGAAUUUGAGGAAGUGAGCAUUAAGCUGGGCAAGUUGCAGCACCGAUCCCCUGAAUAUGCAGAAAUAAACCCCAUGAAACAAGUUCCAGCAAUAGUGCAUGGUGAUUUCAAGCUUUCUGAGAGUCACGCGAUUCUUAUUUAUCUGGCUUCUGCAUUUCCUGGAGUUGCCGAUCACUGGUAUCCAGCUGACGUACACAAAAGAGCAAAGAUCCAUUCAGUGCUGGACUGGCAUCACUCUAAUCUGCGCCGUGGUUCACUUGGAUAUCAUUUUAACACCGGUAUUGCACUGGCAUUUGGUCUGCCGUUGGACCCAAAAGCUGCAGCCGAAGGUGAGAAACUUCUGUCGGCAUCUCUUGCAACGAUCGAGUCGUUAUGGCUUGAGGGAGAUGGGCCAUUUUUGCUGGGGAAUUCUCAACCUUCCAUUGCAGAUAUUGCUUUAGUUUGUGAAAUCAUGCAACUUGAGUUCCCCCUGCCCUACUGGUUUAGGUUGCGGAUGAGAAGGAUCGUGACCGUAUUUUGGCCGGACACAAGAGAGUUUUGAAGUGGAUUGAGGACACAAAGAACGCAACGGCACCUUAUUUUGAUGAAUUUCACUCCCUCAUGCCGUUCGCCAAAGAGAAGCUCAAGGAACUGAAGGCCCAAGCAAGCAAACAAUGAGGGCAACUCACUCAGAUGGGGAAGGUGUUGAAGCAAAUUUUGUGUAUGUUAUGUUGGUCUAGUUCAUGUUGUUUGUUUGUGGUGGUUGUAAAAAGAUUUAUUUUUGUUGUGUUUUCUUUUCAUUUAUUUCUAUUCAGAAAUCUUUUGUAAUCAUUAAUAUACCAUGAACAUUAAUUAUACGUAAAUUAGCGUAUGUCCCGUGCUA
Sesamum indicum (sesame) is the source of this 1035-nucleotide messenger RNA. RefSeq names its product glutathione S-transferase T1. NCBI's taxonomy places the organism in Eukaryota, Viridiplantae, Streptophyta, Magnoliopsida, Lamiales, Pedaliaceae. The record is from RefSeq and is a predicted model, not a curated record.